Fusarium coffeatum is the source of this 1605-nucleotide messenger RNA. RefSeq lists its product as uncharacterized. Lineage: Eukaryota; Fungi; Ascomycota; Sordariomycetes; Hypocreales; Nectriaceae. Gene Ontology annotation, biological process: cellular response to heat; trehalose biosynthetic process. The transcript has 2 exons. Bases 1 to 1605 code for a protein of 534 amino acids. The record is from RefSeq and is a predicted model, not a curated record. Gene Ontology annotation, molecular function: alpha,alpha-trehalose-phosphate synthase (UDP-forming) activity. Gene Ontology annotation, cellular component: alpha,alpha-trehalose-phosphate synthase complex (UDP-forming); cytosol.
AUGCCAGAGACCGUUGGAGAGAACGGCAACGCCGCCCCAGGCCGCCUGUUACUGCUUUCUAACCGUCUGCCCAUCACCAUUAAGCGAUCUGAAGAUGGCAGCUAUUCAUUUUCCAUGUCUUCUGGUGGUCUUGUCACUGGACUGAGCGGUCUCAGCAAGACCACCAGCUUCCAGUGGUACGGUUGGCCUGGUCUUGAGGUCCCUGACAACGAAGUCGAGGGCAUGAAGCAACGACUAAAGGACGAGUACGGCGCGCACCCUGUCUUUAUCGACGACGAACUUGCCGACAGACAUUACAAUGGUUUCUCAAACUCGAUCCUCUGGCCUCUUUUCCAUUACCACCCUGGUGAGAUCACAUUCGACGAGUCCGCCUGGGCCGCAUAUCAAGAAGUCAACCGCCUCUUCGCCAAGACCGUUAUCAAAGAUGUUCAGGACGGUGACCUUAUUUGGGUUCACGACUACCAUCUGAUGUUGCUCCCUCAAAUGCUCCGAGAGGAAAUUGGCAACUCAAAGAAGAACGUCAAGAUUGGUUUCUUCCUUCACACACCAUUCCCCAGCAGUGAGAUCUACCGAAUUCUUCCCGUACGAGAGGCGCUCCUUACCGGUCUACUCGACUGUGAUCUUAUCGGUUUCCACACAUACGACUAUGCUCGCCACUUCCUUAGCAGUUGCUCUCGCAUCCUCGAGUGUCCUACGACCCCCAACGGCGUUGACUGGAACGGCCGCUUUGUGACGGUCGGCGCUUUCCCUAUUGGAAUCGACCCUGAGAACUUUGUCGAGGGACUGAAGAAGCCGAAGGUGCAGGAACGUAUUGCCGCUCUCAGCCGCAAGUUCGAGGGUGUCAAGCUCGUUGUUGGUGUCGAUCGCUUGGAUUACAUCAAGGGUGUUCCUCAGAAGCUGCACGCUCUUGAGGUGUUCCUCACCGAGCACCCAGAAUGGAUCGGCAAGAUUGUUCUGGUUCAGGUCGCCGUGCCUUCGCGACAAGACGUCGAGGAGUACCAGAACCUUCGUGCUGUUGUCAACGAGCUGGUUGGUCGCAUCAACGGAAAGUUCGGCACCAUCGAGUUUAUGCCCAUCCACUUCCUCCACCAGUCCGUCAACUUCGAUGAGCUCACUGCCCUGUACGCCGUUUCUGAUGUCUGCCUGGUCUCAUCUACUCGUGACGGCAUGAACCUUGUUUCUUACGAGUACAUCGCAACACAACAAAAGAACCACGGUGUUAUGAUUCUCAGUGAAUUCACUGGUGCUGCUCAAUCUCUCAAUGGUAGUCUUAUCGUCAACCCCUGGAACACAGAGGAGCUUGCCAACGCCCUUCACGACGCCGUCACGAUGAGCCCCGAACAACGAGAAGCCAACUACAAGAAGCUCGAGCGUUACGUCUUCAAGUACACAAGUGCUUGGUGGGGUGCCAGUUUCGUUGCUGAGAUGACUCGCCUUAGUGCUGAGGGCUCUCAGCCCAAGACUCUGCGCAACGUUUCUGGCGCAGUGAUUGGGUUGGAGCAAAAAGCACAGGAGGUCGUUGCCGGACUCGAGAAGAAGGCGGACGAACUAUUGUCGAGCAAUGGGAACAAGGAGAACGAGACAAGCGAGGAGACUUCCCAAUAA